AUGAUGUUCGUCUCUGGUGAGACCGCCGAGCCAUCCAUCGAGACCACCACCGUGAUCGAGGACAUCACGCGUGAGCAGGUCCUGGAAAUCCUCACUCGUGGCACGCAACUGGCGCAACGCCGCGGGUCCCGGUCAAUCUCGACGGAUGACCUGAUCUUCCUCAUCCGCCACGACAAGGCGAAGGUCUCCCGUCUCCGCACGUUCCUGUCCUGGAAGGACGUGCGCAAGAACGUCAAGGACUCUGACGACAAAGGAGGUGGCGAUGCGGCCGACUUCGCCGCCGCCGACGACGCGGCUGGUGUUGUCGCGGGCCCCUCGGAUGUCGCCUCGAAGCCCAAGAACAAGCGGGCCAAAGUGGGCCUUGCUUGGGACGUCAGCAGCUUCUUCUCGGUCCAGAUUCCCGAGCGCGACGACGAGGAGGACGAAGAGGAGGAGGAGCAGAACUAUGCGACCCUCCAGCGCCUCGCCGCCGCCGACGAGCGGACCAAGAACAUGACCAGGGAGGAGUACGUCUUCUGGUCGGAGUGCCGUCAAGCCUCCUUCACCUACCGCAAGAGCAAGCGGUUUCGCGAGUGGGCGGGCUUUGGUAUCGUCACCGAGUCCAAGCCCAACGACGACAUUGUGGACAUUCUCGGUUUCCUGACCUUCGAGAUUGUCCAGACUCUCACCGAGGAGGCGCUCAAGGUCAAGGAGCGGGAGGACCACGAGAAGAACCGUGGAGGAGCCGACACCACUGACUCUAAGAAGCGCAAACGGGAGACCGGCCUGUUCGAUCCGCCGGAGGAGGGCCGCACCCCCAUCGAGCCUCGACACAUUCGUGAGGCCUAUCGCAAGCUCCAGGCAACCCCUCAAAAGGCCAUCGCCAUGCUGCUGCAUGAAGGCCGGGUGCCCGGCAAGUUGCCCCUGACGCUGAUUUAA
Messenger RNA from Penicillium daleae, 918 nucleotides. RefSeq names its product transcriptional regulator SPT3. The record is from RefSeq and is a predicted model, not a curated record. Gene Ontology annotation, biological process: transcription by RNA polymerase II. Gene Ontology annotation, molecular function: protein heterodimerization activity; transcription coregulator activity. Bases 1 to 918 code for a protein of 305 amino acids. Gene Ontology annotation, cellular component: SAGA complex. NCBI's taxonomy places the organism in Eukaryota, Fungi, Ascomycota, Eurotiomycetes, Eurotiales, Aspergillaceae. The transcript has 3 exons.